AUGGAGGAGAGCAGGCUGUGUCAGUGGAGCGUGAUUCGAUCCGUGCUGGCUAUUGUCCAGUGGUGGGGUUUCAAUGUCACCGUCAUCAUCAUGAACAAAUGGAUAUUUCAGAAAUUGGACUUUAAGUUCCCAUUGACUGUGUCGUGUGUUCACUUUAUAUCUUCGGCCAUCGGUGCUUAUUUGGUGAUUAAAGUUCUGAAACUGAAGCCGCUUAUCUCAGUCGACCCUGAAGAUAGAUGGAGAAGGAUAUUUCCCAUGUCGUUCAUAUUUUGUAUCAACAUAGUUUUGGGCAAUGUGAGCCUGCGGUAUAUUCCUGUUUCUUUCAUGCAAACCAUCAAGUCUUUUACCCCUGCAACAACAGUUAUCCUGCAGUGGCUAAUCUGGAAGAAGUACUUUGACUGGCGGAUUUGGGCUUCCCUAAUUCCUAUUGUUGGUGGGAUUCUACUCACUUCUAUCACAGAACUCAGUUUUAACAUGCUCGGAUUUUGUGCUGCUUUGUUUGGCUGUCUUGCAACGUCCACGAAAACAAUUCUUGCAGAGUCUCUGUUGCAUGGAUACAAAUUCGACAGUAUAAAUACCGUAUACUACAUGGCUCCAUUCGCAACCAUGAUCCUGUCUGUGCCAGCAUUGCUUCUCGAAGGAUCAGGUGUUAUCAGAUGGCUUUAUACGUGCCCUUCUCUUUUUUCCUCUCUGCUCAUCAUAUUCGGCUCUGGUGUAAUGGCCUUUUGCCUCAAUUUCUCCAUCUUUUACGUUAUUCACUCGACAACUGCUGUGACCUUCAAUGUUGCUGGAAAUCUUAAGGUGGUUGCUGUGGCUGUUACAUGCUCGUGGCUGAUUUUUCGAAACCCGAUCUCCAUGAUGAAUGCAGUUGGGUGUGGUAUUACUCUAGUCGGGUGUACCUUCUACGGGUACGUUAGACAUAUUCUCUCACAACAGACGCCCGGGACUCCUCAUACGCCGCGGACCCCACGCAGCAAAAUCGAGCUGAUUCCUCUGGUUAACGACAAAUUAGACGACAAAGUUUGA
Striga hermonthica is the source of this 1026-nucleotide messenger RNA. NCBI's taxonomy places the organism in Eukaryota, Viridiplantae, Streptophyta, Magnoliopsida, Lamiales, Orobanchaceae. The record is from the annotation of a GenBank genome assembly.